GAGUGCGUUCACCUUAUGCUUGUGGUAUUUAAGCUUUUACAUGUGUCCUUGUGUUCCACCAGGUGCCAGCGUUCCCAGGGGCCCGAGGUGCUUCCAAGGUGCCACUGCUCCUCUCAUAAGGCCACACCAUGUCAUUGCUGGGAGAACCACGGCAUCGUCUCCGGCAUGCGGUGCGCCACGGACAAGGCUUCCCGGGUGGCCCUCACCGUCCUGUUGGUGAUGUUCAUGGUGUACUUAGUGAAGCAUGGCAGCGAGGACCCCGCCUCUGCUAAGACACUCAGCCUUAACCCCGUAGAAGGAAAACCUGAAAUGCAAGAGAAUACUGAUGACUUGGAGAGCCCCACUACUACGGGCCAUCCCGAUCCUACCCCUAGUCCCACGCCCAUGGCUGGUCUGAGGCCCUACACGGUGAUAAAGAACAAGGUGCGCUAUCUAGAUCUCACGUCACCACUCAAUGCCAACGCCAACACCGAUGAAGCAAUACUGAAACUCUCUGAAGCCGAAGCACUGAAGCAUCUCAACUACUCGAACUACAACCCUGAGGAGCGGCAAUACCUGCAGGGCCGCGUGGAUGUGAUGGUGGAGAGAGCCAGGCAGGUGAAGCACGCCUGUCUUAACCCGCCUUCUUAUCGUUACCGCUUCCCUAACCUGGUGUGGGAUACGAAGCACCACGUCACCUGGUGCCCUAACUACAAGGUGGCCUCAACAACCUGGAUGAUCAACUUCCUGAAGCUGAUCAACUUCAACGACGACAACCCCAACAUUCCAGUGAACAUCUCGCCGGAGAGGAGGGAGGAGCUCAAGUAUUCACCGCGGUUCGGAGCCAAGCACUACGAGGUGUUCAAGAAUUACCCGACCCCCAAGACUUGGCAGGAGAAGAUGGACGUCCUUCAAAGCAGUGCCAGGGUCAUCAUCGUCAGGCACCCCUUCACCAGGAUCCUCUCGGCCUAUCGCGACAAGAUGAUCAAGCCCAAGCCACUCCCAGCCAAAUUCAAAUUCAAGGAGCUACAGAAGAAAAUCAUCAAGGAAUAUCGCCCGCGUGACUCCCCGGAGACCUCGCCCUUCCCCACCUUCCCGGAGUUCGUGCAGCACAUCAUAGACUCCACCAAGUACUUCACCACCGGGGAGGACUGGCGCAAGAAUGUGAAGUGUUGGGUGCCGUUCUGGGCGAUGUGUGACGUGUGCUCCUUGGACUACAACGUCAUCAUGAAGCUGGAGACCAUGACUGCCGACGAGAGGUUCCUCAUCACUCUGUCUGACAUGAAGGAACUCAAAAAGACCGACGGGGAGUGGCGCCACCUCAGGAACGUAUCCUCCACUGAAGCGGCGCCAGACUUCUACCGGAAGCUCAACACUCGCCAGAUGCUCGACCUUCACCAGCGGUACAAAUUCGACUUUGAUCUUUUCGGCUACAACCUCGACUCCUACCUGCCCCUGGCCACGGACGCCCACCUCCACGCCCGCCGCCAAUUUUAGUGUGUGUGUGUGUGUGUGUGUGUGUGUGUGUGUGUGUGUGUGUGUGUGUGUGUGUGUGUGUGUGUGUGUGUGUGUGUGUGUGUGUGUGUGUGUGUGUGUGUGUGUGUGUGUGUGUGUGUGUGUGUGUGUGUGUGUGUGUGUGUGUGUUCCCUGCAGUAGGGGAAGGACCAGCUGGCCACACACACCACGGCUGGUUGGAGUAACACUGCUGCUGUGUCCCUUGCAUGCUGUAAGAGGCGUUUGCAAAGGACGAGGUGCAGGGUCUGGAAACCCUCCGCUGUACUUUUAUUCCCACAAUAAGACAAGGCCUACCUUGUCUCAUUUACAUCAGUUUAAGGGAGUUUAUUUAUUGAUAUUUAUUUAUUAAUAUCUACCUAUAUAUCGAUUUAUGGUAUCUGCAUACAUUCGUAUGUAUUCUCGUCCUGUAUCAGGACUGUUCAGUGGUCUGGUAUAAAGAAUACUUGUAGCGUUACUAUCCGGCACUAAUGGAGAGAUAUACUUGCAUGCUACGCAACUUUGUUCAUUUUUCUAAAUAAAGGUUUUCACGCAUGUUA
Messenger RNA from Portunus trituberculatus (swimming crab), 2030 nucleotides. Its product is annotated as carbohydrate sulfotransferase 11-like. The record is from RefSeq and is a predicted model, not a curated record. The transcript is spliced from 8 exons. The coding region runs from base 16 to 1476 and encodes 486 amino acids. Gene Ontology annotation, molecular function: sulfotransferase activity. Lineage: Eukaryota; Metazoa; Arthropoda; Malacostraca; Decapoda; Portunidae. Gene Ontology annotation, cellular component: membrane. Gene Ontology annotation, biological process: carbohydrate biosynthetic process.